AUCCACGGCAAUCAGCAGCGCAGGACAAAAGUUUGGAGCAGCGCUAUGUAGAAGAACACCCAGCGCAGAGUCUUUUUUUGUUUGCGACCAGGCUGCGUCCCUUUCAAUUUCACUGUGUCUAUAAAAGUGAGACGGGCUGCACUAAAGAGUGGGGGGGAGAUCAACACAAGGAGACCCAACGGAGGCGCUUGAGCCAGGAAAGAAGUGCUGUGAGGAAGAAACACCGUGUCUCAAACUCUCACACACGCACAAACAACAAAGCCGCGCCCGGAUCCCAGCCUACACAGCACAGCGCUACACCUGAUUUCCUGCUCUAGCAUGGCCAGUUCGAGUAAAGCCACUUUAAUCUUGCUCAUCUACGGAAUCUUAAUGCACUACAGCGUCUUCUGCACACCUAUAGGACUAAGUUACCCAAAGAUCAGACUUGAAAACGAUGCGUUUGAUGAGGAUGGCAACUCUCUGUCCGACAUGGGCUUUGACAGCGACCAGCUUGCUAUACGAAGCCCCCCRUCUCUAAACGACGAUGCGUACAGCCUGUACUACCCACCAGAAAAAAGACCAGAAAGGCAUGCUGAGGAAGAAUUAGAUAGAGCCUUGAGGGAGAUCCUGGGUCAGUUAACAGCGAGACAUUAUCUGCAUUCUCUGAUGACUGUUCGUGCAGGGUAAGGGCAUUUCUCUUCAGCGUUUUUUUAUUUUAAAUUUUUUUUUUUAUGUUUCUGCGCUACACAACUUCAGGCUGCUUGCGUCACUCAUUUUAUGUGCGUGAUUUUUAUUUAUUUGUUUAUUAUUAUUUUUUUGUGUUGCCUGUCCAUAAAACCCUCUAGAGGUCUUCAUUAUGCAUAUAGUGUUUCUGAUUUGUAAAACGAAAGUAAUAAAAAACAGGAGUCUUAUUCUAAAAUCAAUGCAAGUGAGGCGUGAUUGCACCAUUCAUUUCUGAAUUAACUGUUCUAAGCCUAUAAGCGCUAAUGAAAAAUCAUGCGUCAGAAUAUCCAUUGGGAUUCAAAUGAAUUAUUGAUACGCUUCUUUAAAUGCGCAAUUCGGUAUUAUUAUAUUUUCCACAUAUAAAAAAAAAA
Poecilia reticulata (guppy) is the source of this 1073-nucleotide messenger RNA. NCBI's taxonomy places the organism in Eukaryota, Metazoa, Chordata, Actinopteri, Cyprinodontiformes, Poeciliidae. The record is from RefSeq and is a predicted model, not a curated record.